Messenger RNA from Sorex araneus (European shrew), 492 nucleotides. RefSeq names its product lithostathine-like. Gene Ontology annotation, biological process: response to peptide hormone; positive regulation of cell population proliferation; antimicrobial humoral immune response mediated by antimicrobial peptide. The transcript is spliced from 5 exons. The coding region runs from base 1 to 492 and encodes 163 amino acids. Lineage: Eukaryota; Metazoa; Chordata; Mammalia; Eulipotyphla; Soricidae. Gene Ontology annotation, molecular function: signaling receptor activity; peptidoglycan binding; oligosaccharide binding. The record is from RefSeq and is a predicted model, not a curated record.
AUGCUGCUUGCCAUGACCAGUUCCACUAUGACCGCCAUGCUGUUCUCUGGCUUGAUGUUUCUAGUUCAAGUUCAAGGUGAUGAUGUGGUAAGGGAGCGUCCUUCUAGACGGACUAGCUGUCCUAAAGGCUACUUUUCCUAUUUUUCAUACUGCUAUGCCUUGUAUAACACACCAACUACCUGGAUGGAUGCGGAACUGACUUGCCAGAAGCAGCGCUCAGGACAUCUUGUAUCUGUGCUUUCUGGGUCGGAGGCUUCCUUUGUGACCUCAAUGAUCAACAGUAAUUUCAAUAACUACAAAUACAUCUGGAUUGGGCUACACGACCCCACAGAGGGCUGUCAACUUAAUGGAGGUGGGUGGAAUUGGAGUAGUAAUGAUGCAUUGAACUACCAUGCAUGGGAGGAAACGCCCACCCUCAAUUCAAAUGCUUUCUGUGGAACUGUGUCACAAAACUCAGUGCAGUGGACUGGUGAAGAUGACUACAGGUUUUGA